CUUUGCAGCAGCAUCAGCAGCUCAGACGACACCUGUCACUUUUCUUGGAGAAACCACACACAUUUCAUCUUUCUUGUCUUGCAAGAAAAGGAGGAGGAGGCGACGAUCUUCACCCCCAUGGCUUCUUCCUGUGCACAAUUUGGCGGUUGGGAGCGUUACGCAUCGGACCCUUGAUGCUACAGUGUGUCCUGAGAGGAGGCAGUGCAUUAUAGACAACACACACACACACACACACACACACACACACGCACACACGCACACACGCACGCACACACACACACACACGGGGAGAGAGGAAGACCCUCGGAGGACACGAUGAAAGAUUUGAUCCUGGCUCUGAUCCUCCUGCUGCCUCUGGUCUCCUCCGAGUUGCAGCAUUGCAUCAUCAUGCAAGAACACGAGAAAUGCAUGGAGAGGAUGGAAAUGCACAACCCCAGCGAUGACUUGGACAUAAUGUGUCCGUGGCUGUGGGACAACCUGACCUGCUGGCAGGCGGCCAGCGUGGGUGAGGUGGUGGUGGUCAACUGUCCAGAAUUCCUCCACGAACCCCUGGGCCCGGAGGACGAGAUGGGGACGGUAAGUCGUAACUGUACUGAGGACGGGUGGUCAGAACCUUUCCCUCACUACCUGGACGUCUGUGACUUUUACGGCAACGCCACUAAACCGGACAUGUACUACGCAUCAGUCAAGGCGCUGUACACUGUGGGCUACAGCACCUCUCUGGUGUCUCUCACCACCGCCAUGGUUAUUCUCUGCAGGUUCAGGAAGCUCCACUGCACCAGAAACUUUAUCCACAUGAACCUCUUUGUGUCCUUCAUGCUGAGAGCCAUCUCUGUCUUCAUCAAGGACGGAGUUUUGUACGCACAAGAGGACAGCGACCACUGCUUUGUACACACGGUGGCGUGUAAAGCUGUGAUGGUUUUCUUCCACUAUUGCGUCAUGUCCAACUACUUUUGGCUCUUCAUUGAAGGCCUUUACCUCUUUACUCUGCUGGUGGAGACUUUCUUUCCUGAGAGGAGAUACUUCUACUGGUACACCAUUGUUGGCUGGGGAACUCCCACUAUUUGUGUAACUGUCUGGGCCGUCCUCAGGCUCCAUUUUCACGACACUGGAUGCUGGGAUACAAAUGAGAACACUGCCCUCUGGUGGGUGAUCAAGGGACCUGUCGUGGCCUCCAUCAUGAUCAAUUUUGUGCUCUUUAUUGGAAUCAUCAUCAUCCUGGUGCAGAAGCUUCAGUCUCCGGACAUUGGCGGCAACGAAUCCAGCAUUUACCUCAGCUGUGCUCAGAAAUGCUUCAGUGAGCCCUCACAGGCUGUUCAACAUUCGUGCAGGAUGUCAGAGUUAUCCACCAUCACGCUGCGUCUGGCUCGCUCCACCCUCCUGCUCAUCCCACUCUUUGGAAUUCACUACACCGUCUUUGCCUUCUCACCCGAGGACGUCAGCAAGAGGGAGCGUCUGGUCUUUGAGUUGGGACUAGGAUCUUUCCAGGGUUUCGUGGUGGCUGUCCUCUACUGCUUCCUCAAUGGAGAGGUGCAGUCAGAGAUCAAGAGGAAAUGGCGCAGCUGGACCGUGAACCGGUACUUUGCUGUGGACCUGAAGCAGCAGAGGCAUCCUUCGUUGGCCAGCAGCGGAGUGAACGGCGGGACGCAGCUGUCCAUCCUGAGCAAGAGCAGCUCCCAGAUACGCAUGUCCAGCCCCCUGGCGGAGAGCGCCAACAUCAGCCUGCCCACUUGAGCGUGUGAGCGCCGCGACCACAAGCCGCCACGCGGUCUCCAUGAAUCCUCGCCAGGCGGAAGAGACCAAAGCGCCGCACACACAAGUAGAGUACUCCUCGAGUUAUUAGUGCCAGCAUUUUCUUAUUCAACCACUCAUUUUCACAUCUCAAUUACUUCAAUUUUGUCGAGGCUUUACAAAUUCACUUUUUCAACCUUUUUAAAGCUCUUUUAAUGAACUGUGGUCGUACUGUAGGGGUCCUAUUUGGCUUUGUGUACAGUCAGUGUGCUUCAAAGUGCCAUAGAAGUCGCCUGAAUGGAGUCCAAAGGUUUAAAACACACACUCACACACACACACACACACACACACACACAUGUCUUGCCUACUUUGUGUGGACCCACGUUUGGUUAGUAGGUUGUGAGGGCCCCCCUUUCCACUAUAGCUAGAAUGAUGGAAAACAUAUAUAUCUAGCACUAGAUGGGAGUAGAGAGUUGCAACCUCACUUCAGAAUGCAAAACUUUACACACAAAGUAAAAAAAAUAUUUUACUUCUCUAGUUGUGAGGACCAGGCAAAUGUCCUCACAAGUCAAAAGGUCCUCACAGAAAGUGUGGUUUGUCAAGUGUAUGUCCACACAAGGAUGGUGAGACAAGUGCACACACACACACACACACACACACACUUGCCUCGCUUGUACAUAUAAUGCUCAUUGUUUAAAUGUUGCAUUUUGCUUUUUUCUACAAACAGCCGUAAAGUACAGAGUAUGUCAAAAGAUAGAAAAAAAAAAAAAAAAAAAAAAAAACCUCAUGGAUUUUGUAAAUAGAUGGGUAGAUUUCUUUCUUUAUUCAUUAGUUUUGCAUUGUAUUGAAUCAUCCUUUUCUGCAAAAGAGAGAAAAAAAAACAAAAACUGGAGCCCAAAUCUGUAGAAAGAAAGCAGGAAUAUAAAAAUAAUCAAUGUCAGGGGUGUCCAGAUGUUAUCAACAUCAAAAUUGUACACGUUAGGUAUGCUAAAAAUAAAAAUAAUAAUAAUACCGUAUUUUUCGGACUAUACGUCGCAAUUUUUUUCAUAGUUUGGCGACUUAUACUCAGGAGCGACUUGUGUGUGAAAUGAUGAACACAUUAGCGUAAAAUAUCAACUAAUAUUAUUGAUCUCAUUCACGUAAGAGACUAGAGUCCAGACCUGGGCAUUCUGCAGCCCGCGGGCCACAUCCGGCCCUUUGUGCGUCCCUGUCCGGCCCGCGUGAGGCCAAUUAUAAAUUACAAAAUACAUUUUAAAAAGUAUCUUUGUCGAGUGUGCAAUACAACGGUGCUGCUUUUGUUUUGAAAAUCGUUAUUUGUAUUACUUCCGUGUGGACGUAUGUGUGUGCGUGAUUGUGAGUGAAUGUGAACAGCUGCAAUCACAAAUUACAAAAUAAAGUUGAAAAAACAUCUAUGUCAUGCGCGCAAUACAACUGUGCUGCAUUUAUUUUGAAAAGUAUUAUUUAUGGGUGUGUGUCCGUGUGUAACCUGCACAUGCAGCGACAAGUGAUGCACGGUUUACACCCGAGACGCUAAAAAGAGAAAAGUUGAUGAUGAAUGGCGUGUUUUCAACAAGACAUGGACUGCCAAGCAACGUUCCCUCUAAGGUGCGCGCCUGCGCAAUUGCGCACUGCUCAAGCGUCCGCUGCGCGCAGCAAAUAUAUGCCGCGCACCAAAUCAAAUCCCAUCUGAAUUCUAAACAAAAUAAACACAUUUAUUGUGUGUAAUUUUGCAAUGCAACUUUGAGUGACAGUGACAACAAGCGGCCCUAACGGUGUUCGUCAACACCGUUGAAUUAUUGUAACAUCUAUCGAGAUGCUUCGAGGACAGGAAUUAUAUCGAUCACUUUAUUGAGCAAAAUUGUUUAUAUUCGGCCAUAACCACACCAAAAACAUGAGUAAAACAAUUCUAUCUGGAAAAACUAGUCAUUUUCUGCCGUACAAACCAGGCCAAAAGCAACUUGUCAUCUGUCACCAACACGCAUAGCACUAAACCAAUGCUGCGUUUAUGGCCACACAAAAAGUCGGACAACUC
Molecule: messenger RNA, 3763 nt
Organism: Entelurus aequoreus (snake pipefish)
Lineage: Eukaryota; Metazoa; Chordata; Actinopteri; Syngnathiformes; Syngnathidae
Product: pituitary adenylate cyclase-activating polypeptide type I receptor-like
Exons: 15
Coding region: 316-1734 (472 amino acids)
Biological process (GO): adenylate cyclase-modulating G protein-coupled receptor signaling pathway; cell surface receptor signaling pathway
Cellular component (GO): neuron projection; plasma membrane
Molecular function (GO): vasoactive intestinal polypeptide receptor activity; peptide hormone binding; G protein-coupled peptide receptor activity
Source: RefSeq, a predicted model, not a curated record